GUGUGGGUGGGGCAUGGAGAGAAAACGCAAGGACCGGUGAGCUUCAAACGGUCGUUCUUCAUUUUCUGGCGUUCUGGGCAGGACGCUAGAGCCGGGGUCCAGUACUCUGAGGAAAGGUUGGCCUGCAGCACUUGCCGUCAAUGCUUACCCCUUUACAGUGGUCUGAAGUAGUUUCUUGAUAUCUUGGCAGCUGAAGAAGCUUAAACAGAAGAAUUUCAUGUUGCACAGUACAAAAGCAAAAGGUGUUUCCAGUACAGCCAUUAUGAGUAUGCAAGAUUAAGAUAAAAUUAAAAGCAUACUUUUUAUGUCAGGAGCUGACUUUCUAAGAACUGAAGGCCAUGGAUGAAGAUGAAAUUGAAUUGACCCCACAAGAAGAAAACUCAUUGUUUGGUGGAAUAGGAGCUGAUGCAGUACACAUGGAUGGUGACCAGAUUAUUGUGGAAGUACAAGAAACUGUUUUUUUAUCUAAUUCAGAUGGAACUGUGCAAAAUUUUGUUCCUGAGGAUCCAGACUCAGUUAUAAUUCAAGAUGUUAUUGAAAAUGUUCUUAUUGAAGAUGUUGACUGCUCACAUACUUUAGAGGAAACAGAUAUAUCUGACAAUGUCAUUAUUCCUGAGCAAGUGCUCGAUUUAGACACAGCUGAAGAAGUGUCUUUAGCCCAGUUUCCAAUUCCAGACAUUUUAGCUUCCAGUAUCACAUCAACCUCAUUUAUGCCUGAACCUGUCUUGAUGAGUGAAGCUAUACAUGUGUCUGAUGUAGGACAUGUUGAACAAGUGAUUCAUGAUAGCCUAAUAGAAACAGAAGUCAUCACUGAUCCUCUGACAGCUGACAUUUCAGACAUACUGGUAGCAGAUUGUGCUUCUGAAGCUGUCUUAGAUUCCAGUGGGAUGCCUCUGGAGCAGAAAGAUGAUGCCAAAAUCAACGGUGAAGAUUAUCUAAUGAUUUCUUUGGGUGAUGCUGGCAAAACCGACGAAGGUUCCUCUGAAGUUACCAUGAAUGCAAAGUCAGAAACUGAUCCUUGUAAAUCGGAUGGAACAUCUCCUGAAGUUAUCAAGGUAUACAUUUUUAAAGCUGACUCUGAAGAGGACAAUGUAGGAGAAACUAUAGAUGUUGUAGAGAGUGAGAUUGACAAUGGUAAUGAAGCUGAAGUCACUGAUCAGUGCAGCAGUAUUCAUGUUCCCAGAGACAGCACAUGUAUGCCAGCCAGUGAUUCUCAAAAGGAAGAAGAUAUUAGAGAUGAAAAUGCUGGUGGCCCACCUGCAGGUACUCCUGAGCAUGAACAACAGAUGGAUGACAGUGAAAUAAAAGCAGCUUUCCUGCCAAUUGCGUGGACAGCAGCUUGUGAUAAUGAUUCUGAUGAAAUUGAAGACUAUAAUGUUACUGCAAGUGCUGUCUUACAACAAGAUGAAUCUGGUGGCCUUGACAGUGUAGCUAAACAUAAAACAAAAAAGAAAAAAGAUCAUAAUGUUACUGCAAGUGCUGUCUUGCAACAGGAUGAAUCUGGUGGCCUUGACAGAGUACCUAAACAUAAAACAAAAAAGAAAAAAAGACCUAAAUCCAAACAGUACCAAGCAGCAAUAAUUGUUGCUCCUGAUGAACAAACUUUAAUAGUCUAUCCUUGCAUGUUUUGUGGGAAACAAUUUAAAACCAAAAGUUUCUUGAAAAGACACAUAAAAAACCACCCUGAAUACCUUGCUAAGAAAAAAUACCACUGUACUGACUGUGAUUACAGUACCAACAAGAAGAUGAGCUUACAUAAUCACAUGGAGAGCCACAGGCUAACCAUUAAGACAGAAAAGACCGCAGAAUGCAAUGACUGUGGGAAGCAUCUUUCUCAUGCUGGGACUUUGUGUACUCACAAAACAAUGCAUAAAGAAAAAGGAGCCAACAAAACAUAUAAGUGUAAGUUCUGUGACUACGAAACAGCUGAGCAGACACUAUUGAAUCACCACCUUUUGAUGGUCCACAGAAAGAAAUUUCCUCACAUUUGUGUAGAAUGUGGCAAAGGUUUCCGUCACCCAUCAGAACUCAAAAAGCACAUACGAGUUCACACUGGAGAGAAGCCCUAUGAGUGUCAGUAUUGUGAGUACAAGUCUGCUGACUCUUCUAACUUGAAAACACAUAUAAAAACUAAGCAUAAUAGAGAGAUACCUCUGAAGUGUGGCAUCUGUCUCCUGACUUUCUCAGACACCAGAGAGGCUCAGCAACAUGCUGUUACACACCAAGAAAACAGAACACAUCAGUGUUCACAUUGCAGCCAUAAAAGUUCAAACUCAAGUGAUUUAAAGCGACACAUAAUUUCAGUUCAUACAAAGGACUAUCCUCAUAAGUGUGACAUGUGCAGCAAAGGGUUUCAUAGGCCUUCAGAACUCAAGAAGCAUGUGGCUACCCACAAAAGUAAAAAAAUGCACCAAUGUAGACACUGUGAGUUUAAGAGUCCAGAUCCAUUUCUGCUGAGUCACCAUAUUCUCUCAGUUCACACAAAGAAUGUUCCAUUUAAGUGUAAGAGAUGUAAAAAGGGAUUUCAACAACAGUGUGAGCUUCAAAAGCAUAUGAAGACCCACAGUGGCCGGAAGGUGUAUCAGUGUGAGUACUGUGAAUAUAGCACCACAGAUGCCUCAGGCUUUAAGCGGCACGUUAUCUCCAUUCAUACAAAAGACUAUCCUCACCGCUGUGAGUACUGCAAGAAAGGAUUCCGGAGACCUUCAGAAAAGAAUCAACACAUAAUGCGGCAUCAUAAAGAAGUUGGCCUGCCCUAAGUGUAUAGUGCUAACCUAUAGAGAUGUUGGCUUUGAAGCAGGAAAUUGAUUUUAAAAACCAGUCAUUCUUGUUCACUUCCAAUAUUAUGAAAUUGUUAAGUGAAUAUAAAUAUGGAAUUGCUCCCAUUUGACUUUAUGUUUUAUUAAAUAGCAUAUUCUGUAUAUCCUUUAAGACUUACGAAGUGAGAGAAACACAUUUUCUUUUAACAAUAUAAUCCCUGAUUCUGUGUUGAGAUUUUAGUCUUAGAAACCUAACUAUCAUACCUUACUCAUCUUGGUGGUGGUAUUUUUCUAAGAAAAAAGUAAUAUAAGUAACAUGAAAAGAAACAUUGAUAGAAAAUACAGGCAUCGGAGAUACUGCUAACAUAAAUGAGAUCUUUUUCUGAUAUAUCUCACUAUGAAAACAGGGAAAUAAUUUCCUUGUCUUAGUAUUUUCAGAUUUUUGACAAUGCAACUCAUUAUUUGAGUAUCUGCCACUGCUGAUUAUAAGGUGCUGCCUGGGUUUGGCUUUGUUUCAUUUUUGUUUAUUCAUCAUUUUCAUUUGGCUUGUAGUAUUUACUGUUUUCCUCCUAUAAUACAGCAGAAUUUUAGAAAAUACAUACUUUUUCUUGUUUUGUAAAGUUCUGUAGUUUGUCUUGCAGUUUUGUUCUAUAAACAAGAACUACUGUAGAUUAAGUUAUGCAGAUUUGUAGAAGUUCAUUGUGGCUUGUGGAGUGCUUUAUAAGUUUGGAAUUGAAAUGCAAUUUAAAUUUUAGGUAUAUCUGUUUCUUCCUUAAAAUAACAAAUCUUUGAUGAAAUUAUUUAAAUUACAAUAACCUGAACAACCCAGAGACAUAUGUUAUCAUUUGUAUACUUGGUGUUCAGAAAAACUAAAACUCAGGUGGAGAAUUAGAGAGAAAAUAAGGAGCUUAGUAAAAGUAAUGGUAUAAUUUUUUUUGGGGGGGGGUCGUCAAGACAGGGUUUCUCUGUGCAGCCCUGGCUGUCCUGGAACUCACUCUGUAGACCAGGCUGUCCUUGAACUCAGAAAUCCACCUGCCUCUGCCUCCCAAGUGCUGAGAUCAAAGGCAUGCGCCACCACUGCGUGGCAGUGGUAUAAUUCUUAACCUUGAUAGUUGAAAAAGAAAAGUUAAGGCUUUUUAUAGACAGAAUAUUUUAAUACAAUUUCAGGAUUGUACUUGAUUUUUCUAGAAAGCAUUGAAAUCCAGGUCUUUAUUUUUGUCUGAAUAUUGUCUUUUAAUGAAAAGGAAAACAUGGAGGAAGUUAUGAUAUUUUAUAAACUGAGUAAGUUCUCUAAGAAUAUAGAAUUGGCAUUUUCAACCACCUUUUAUUCUUCUCAGCUUGUUUUUUCUUUGGUAGCAUAUAUAUUGUUAUUUGCUAGAAAAUAAAAAUUGGUUAUUUUAAUUUUUGAGAAGUAACAUUUUAAAGGCAUUCCUACUUGUAAGACAUAUAAAAUGAGUCCAGCUCAUUGGAUUUGACAAGUUUUGAAGAAAACAGUCAUUUUGUUUCUUUUAUAAGCUACUGGUAUGUGGGAAGAACUUUCUUAAGAUAAGCAGCACCUUUGGCUCUUAUGGCACUUCAUAUUUGUUUCUGCUGCUACUUUUAUUUUUUGUGCCAGUGAUACUUAUUAUAAGAUGUUAUAUUCAUAGGAUUAGAAUUUUACAUGCUCUGAGAUAUGCUAGAUUCAAUGCUAACAUAGUUUAGAAUCAUAGGAAUCCAGUUAGAACUGUUAAGUAAUUGGUGCUUUACAUCCUCUGAGAUAUGCUAGAUUUAAGUUUAAUGCUAAAAUAGUUUAGAUACAUAGGAAUUUAGUUAUUCCUAAGCAAAGGUCAGACUGGAUUUUGAAACCUCCUUUACAUUCUAACACCUUUUUUUAUCCUGUUCAGACUUUAAUUGCCAUUCAAUGUAGUGUACUGUAAAACUCUGUUCUUUACACCUUUAAGAAUUUUGCUUUUUCCUGAAGUAAUAUAAAAUUUAUGUUUAAGUGAAAAUCUUAACUAUAAGAAUUUAAAUAAAAUAAACUUAAUGCUUUUUAAACUUUGUGUUUCUCAUAGUUACCCUUAACUAUUAUUUAUUAUUUUUAAGUAUACUAGACUUUUGAAAAGUAAUAAUUAAAAGCUUGGUAAAGUAAAUGUGAUAUAUUUACAUAGAAAUGGAUUAUACUUAAAUAAUUUACUGUGACAGUAUUUUUUUUAAUGAUUACCAAAGCUGGAAGAGUUGUUCUAGCCAAACCUUUAUUUAAAAAAUACAAAGUCUUAAAGGAAAUGAAUUUGAAAUCUGAAAUUGCCUGUUAACUAUUCUGUCUUUUCUUUGUACACAUUAUAAAAUACACCAAAAUGCUUAAAGGAAGUGAUCCUGUAAAAGUGUGCUUGAGAAUAACAUACAGAAAUAAAAUAAGGUUACUUUGCUAUUC
This is a messenger RNA of Arvicanthis niloticus (Nile rat), 5169 nucleotides long. Lineage: Eukaryota; Metazoa; Chordata; Mammalia; Rodentia; Muridae. The record is from RefSeq and is a predicted model, not a curated record.